AUGUCAGACGGAGAGGGCUUGGAGCGAAUUUGGUCAUAUUUGUCCCCCCUUAUUGGUCCACUUAGGUACUCAACCAAAAAUCAUCGCCUGGUUGCAUUGGAUUUGAGGUCUUGCCAUCACAAUGAAGUAGGUAAAACUCAUGCUUUAAAGCUAUUGCUAGAUCGAGGCAAAGACAUUGAGAAACAGAUGGAAGAAGCAAUUUUAACCCUGAACCAAAUAUUCCAUAACUGGGGGCACACAACUGAAUACUUGCAAGCACAAUGGAUCAGACAGAGAGAAUGUCAGCUUGCUUUGAUGGAAAACGAGCCAGCAAAGGAGUUGGAGAAACAGAUUGAGGAGCUGGUUGAGAUGGAGGACCAACUCCGUGAGGCACAGUAA
Molecule: messenger RNA, 378 nt
Organism: Puccinia graminis f. sp. tritici CRL 75-36-700-3
Lineage: Eukaryota; Fungi; Basidiomycota; Pucciniomycetes; Pucciniales; Pucciniaceae
Exons: 2
Coding region: 1-378 (125 amino acids)
Source: RefSeq, a predicted model, not a curated record